AUUUCGUUUUCCCUCAUGCCAUCUAAACCGACUUCAACUCGUUUGCAUAGGGACAAGCAUAACCAACAAAAAGGCUUGGUCAUCAACUUUGAUGUCAAAUCUCGGGCAACUUAUUUGAGAGGAUUCCAAAAACGGAAACAACAACGCCGUGAUAAAGCUGAGGAAAAAAUAAAAAAAAGAGCUGCGGAGGAACGGGUGGCCGAACGGAAGGAAAUGCGCGAUGAG
Messenger RNA from Perkinsus marinus ATCC 50983, 225 nucleotides. RefSeq lists its product as hypothetical. The transcript is spliced from 2 exons. Lineage: Eukaryota; Perkinsozoa; Perkinsida; Perkinsidae. Gene Ontology annotation, molecular function: RNA binding. The annotation marks the transcript as partial. The record is from RefSeq and is a predicted model, not a curated record. Gene Ontology annotation, cellular component: nucleolus.